Molecule: messenger RNA, 225 nt
Organism: Penicillium verrucosum
Lineage: Eukaryota; Fungi; Ascomycota; Eurotiomycetes; Eurotiales; Aspergillaceae
Exons: 1
Coding region: 1-225 (74 amino acids)
Source: RefSeq, a predicted model, not a curated record
AUGACCCAAUCCGACGGCCUCCGCGGUUCUUCCAACCAGAUGGAAGGAAUCAGACUAAAAUCUCUGAACCAGCAAAACUCUAUGGCAAAGAACAUGGGAGAAGCUUGGAAACAUGGCUGCACAUCCACUUAUCUCCCAUUUUUCGCCAGGAACCACUGGGGUUUGGAGCUCGUUAUACGCGGAUAUGUUGGCCACCACAACAUUUCUAUCCUCUUCCUCGGAUGA